Molecule: messenger RNA, 882 nt
Organism: Cyprinodon tularosa
Lineage: Eukaryota; Metazoa; Chordata; Actinopteri; Cyprinodontiformes; Cyprinodontidae
Gene: myl12.2
Product: myosin, light chain 12, genome duplicate 2
Exons: 3
Coding region: 1-519 (172 amino acids)
Cellular component (GO): cytoplasm
Molecular function (GO): calcium ion binding
Source: RefSeq, a predicted model, not a curated record
AUGUCAAGUAAAAGAGCAAAGGGGAAGAACACCAAGAAGCGCCCCCAGCGGGCCACGUCAAACGUGUUUGCCAUGUUUGAUCAGUCUCAGAUCCAGGAGUUCAAAGAGGCUUUCAACAUGAUCGACCAAAACAGAGACGGAUUCAUUGACAAAGAAGAUCUCCAUGACAUGCUCGCCUCAUUAGGUAAAAAUCCUACUGAUGAGUACCUGGAGGCCAUGAUGAAUGAAGCUCCUGGGCCAAUAAACUUCACCAUGUUUCUGACCAUGUUUGGAGAGAAGCUGAACGGCACAGAUCCAGAGGACGUGAUCCGCAACGCAUUCGCCUGCUUUGACGAAGAGGGUACAGGUGUGAUCCAGGAGGAGUACCUGCGGGAGCUGCUCACUACCAUGGGCGACAGGUUUACCGAUGAGGAAGUGGACGAGCUCUUCCGCGAGGCGCCGAUUGACAAGAAAGGCAACUUCAACUACGUAGCUUUCACACGUAUUUUAAAACAUGGCGCCAAGGACAAAGAUGAUUAGUGGCGGCAGAUGUGCCUUUCGAGCUUCACUUUACGCUUCAUUUGAAUCUUUUAAACGGGUUUCUGUUUUAAUUAGAUCAGCUAUAUCCUUAGUUUGGCUGAUGAAAAGCUUCUCUGUGGUAUAGCCUGCUGAAGGUCAUUUGUUCAAGCUGCUUCCUUGACCUCUGGGUCCCCCCUCCCCUUUUCAGAGCUCUUUUGCACAUCUGUGAUGACACUACAGGGUCCAAUUAUGUAAGUAAAAGACAGGCGAAAAAGACCCUGAUAGAGAAAGCUGGAAAUAAACUGACACGAGGUGUAUAAUUAAGACAAAUAACUUGUGUUUUUGUAGUAAUGUUCUGACAUUAAAUUGUGGUCUGAAACAAGA